Messenger RNA from Oncorhynchus kisutch (coho salmon), 1716 nucleotides. RefSeq names its product transcription factor COE1-A-like. Bases 115 to 1278 code for a protein of 387 amino acids. NCBI's taxonomy places the organism in Eukaryota, Metazoa, Chordata, Actinopteri, Salmoniformes, Salmonidae. Gene Ontology annotation, biological process: regulation of DNA-templated transcription. The transcript is spliced from 10 exons. Gene Ontology annotation, molecular function: DNA binding; DNA-binding transcription factor activity. The record is from RefSeq and is a predicted model, not a curated record.
AAUGACGCAUGAGUGUUAGACUGUUUUCUUGUCUCCUCUCUCUCCAGGUUCUUCCUCAAGUUCUUCCUGAAGUGCAACCAGAACUGUCUGAAGAACGCAGGGAACCCACGAGACAUGAGGCGCUUUCAGGUGGUCGUGUCUACCACGGUGAGUGUGGACGGUCAUGUCCUCUCUGUCUCUGACAACAUCUUUGUCCACAACAACUCUAAACACGGUCGCCGGGCCAGGAGAUUAGACCCCUCAGAAGGACCACCCUCGUACCUGGAGCAUGCCACCCCCUGUAUCAAGGCGAUCAGCCCCAGUGAGGGCUGGACAACAGGCGGGGCCACAGUCAUUAUCAUAGGAGAAAACUUCUUUGAUGGACUCCAGGUCAUAUUUGGUACCAUGCUAGUCUGGAGUGAGCUGAUCACAGCCCACGCCAUCCGGGUGCAGACUCCCCCCAGACACAUCCCCGGGGUCGUAGAGGUCACGCUGUCAUACAAGUCGAAACAGUUCUGCAAGGGCACACCCGGAUGCUACAUAUACACAGCGUUGAAUGAGCCCACUAUAGAUUACGGCUUCCAGAGGUUACAGAAAGUCAUCCCCAGACAUCCAGGAGACCAGGAGAGACUGCCUAAGGAAGUCAUUCUAAAGAGAGCGGCAGACUUGGUAGAAGCGCUCUACGGGAUGCCACACAAUAACCAGGACAUGAUUUUGAAGCGGGCAGCUGACAUGGCAGAGGUGUUGUAUACGACGGUGCCACGCGGCCACAACCAGCUGUUAGGCAGCGGCUCCGUCCACGCCAGCAUGAUGGCCGUCAACUCCUUCCCCGGGUCAGAAGUCACACAGACAGCCAAUCAGGGUUACAGUAGGAGUAGCAGCAGUGCAUCUCCUCAUGGUUAUGUCCCCAGCACCACUCCACAGCAGACCAGCUACAGCUCUGUUUCCACUAGCAUGAAUGGCUACACUGACUCUGGCAUGACCACGCUAGGAACCUCACCCAACUUCCUCAACGGGUCAGCCGCCAACUCACCCUACGCUAUCGUUCCCUCCAGUCCCAUCAUGGCCUCCACCACCAAUCUUCCCUCUAAUUGCAGUAGUUCUUCGGGCAUCUUCUCCUUCUCUCCAGCCAACAUGGUGUCUGCUGCGGUCAAACAGAAGAGCGCCUUCGCCCCCGUCGUACGGCCGCAGACCUCCCCUCCACUCACCUGCACCAGCACUAUUGCUAACGGACUGCAAGUAGAUCAGUCUUUUGUGGACUCCCCCUCCAGCUCUCUUCAGGGUCUGGCCUUCUCCUGAAGUAUGUUAGCUCUCUCUCUCUCUCUCUCUUCAUGUAAUCACCCAUCAAUCCUUCUCCUGAAGUAUGUUAGCUCUCUCUCUCUCUCUCUUCAUGUAAUCACCCAUCAAUCCUUCUCCUGAAGUAUGUUAGCUCUCUCUCUCUCUCUCUUCAUGUAAUCACCCAUCAAUCCUUCUCCUGAAGUAUGUUAGCUCUCUCUCUCUCUCUCUUCAUGUAAUCACCCAUCAAUCCUUCUCCUGAAGUAUGUUAGCUCUCUCUCUCUCUCUCUUCAUGUAAUCACCCAUCAACCCUUCUCCUGAAGUAUGUUAGCUCUCUCUCUCUCUCUCUCUCUCUUCAUGUAAUCACCCAUCAACCCUUCUCCUGAAGUAUGUUAGCUCUCUCUCUCUCUCUCUCUCUCUCUCUUCAUGUAAUCACCCAUCAAUCCUUCUCCUGAAGUAUGU